Verticillium dahliae VdLs.17 is the source of this 939-nucleotide messenger RNA. RefSeq names its product copper homeostasis protein cutC. The coding region runs from base 64 to 873 and encodes 269 amino acids. The record is from RefSeq and is a predicted model, not a curated record. Gene Ontology annotation, molecular function: copper ion binding. The transcript has a single exon. Lineage: Eukaryota; Fungi; Ascomycota; Sordariomycetes; Glomerellales; Plectosphaerellaceae.
ACUGUUUGACAGUCUUGUACACUUUACAGACUCGUGCUGAUCACGCUCCGCGAUACUAUCACGAUGCCGCCAGCCACAUCUCUCGAGAUCCCCGUCUUCUCUCCGGCGGCAGCUCUUCACGCUCAGUCUCUCGGCGCCCAGCGCAUCGAGCUCAAUGCACAAGGCUCGUAUCCCGCCGGAGGCCUGACGCCCACUCUCGAUGACCUGCGCGCUGUAUCUUCCUCGUUGACGAUCCCGAAUCGAGUCAUGAUCCGGCCAAGGGGACCCCCCGCUGAAGGGUUGGAUUUCGUGUAUUCAGAGGCAGAGUUCGAGACCAUGCUCACCGACGUGAAGAGGUUGCGCGCCGAUGGAGGCUUGAAAGCGGAGAGAGGGGAUGGGUUCGUGUUUGGAGUGUUAAAAAGAGGGGCGCAUGGGGUUGAGGCUGACCGCGAGAGGAAUUCAAAGCUGGUGGAGGCGGCAGGAGGCUUGGUGUGCACAUUUCAUCGGGCUUUUGACGAGCUUGUUGCUGGACUGGAGGGAGUCAGUCUGGAUGAAAAGGAGGCCAAGGUCAAGCAAGCCAUACAAAGUGUUGCUGCCUGUGGCUUCGAUGCCAUCUUGACGUCUGGAGGGCCGGGACGGGCGCCGGAGAACGUCGAGAUCUUGAGGGUUGUGACCAGGAAAGCGCAAGGAAGGUUGACGAUCAUCAUUGGGGGCGGAGUCAGGAGUGGUAAUAUUGGGAGUGUUCUGGGACAUCUGGAUGUUGAGCCCCAGAGCGUGUGGGCGCAUUCGAGCUGCCUUGUUGCUGGAGAGGUAGAAAGUAUCGAUCCUGUGGAGGCAAGCAAGAUGCUGCUGCAAUGCAAAGGGUCGAACUUUGAUAGCCAUGAAGACGAAUAAGGAGCCUGUAAUUGACGUUUGUAUUCGUAUGAGGGAAUGACUCGAGGUUGGGUAUUUAAUUAUGCA